Messenger RNA from Closterium sp. NIES-65, 2079 nucleotides. The record is from the annotation of a GenBank genome assembly. Lineage: Eukaryota; Viridiplantae; Streptophyta; Zygnematophyceae; Desmidiales; Closteriaceae.
AUGCUGUCGCAGUCGUCGGGGGUGCCGCACUGGGAGGUCGAGGACGCGGGCGCGCGGGACGCGGCAGCGGCGGGGAUGGCGGGCGGAAGCAUGGCGGCGAGCGCGCCGAUGCUCGCGCCCCUGUACCCGUCAAUAUCGAUGGACGCGCAAGCGGUCGAGCUCGCGUCGUACAUUCUCUUCCCGCCGCCGCCCAGCCACGGCUCGCCCUCCCUCCGAUCCCUCAACGCCCGAGCCCCGCCCCCCCCUUCCCCCCGCUAUCAUACUUCUGCACUUCCCUUUCCUCCUCGUGCCCCCGCGCGUACCGCCCGUCCUUCCUCCGCAGCUUCCCUUGCGCCAAUGUUUCUCCCCUCUUUCCCGUCGCCCUCCGCGCGCUCCCCCUCUUUCCCCACGCCCACCCCUCCCCUCCCCUCCCCUCCCGCCUGUUCCCCAGGUUCCGCCGGAGGGCCCUCCGCGCCCACUAGCUCAUCCGCGGCGGCGCACCUGGCGCGCCAGGCGGAGGCGGAAGAACCUCUGCUAUUCGCGGAACGGAUUUCCGCGCAGGCAAGGGGCGGGUUGGCGGGGGAAGCGACGGGGGGAAUCGACGGGCACGUGGGGAGGGAAGGGGCGGAAGGGGGAGCUGAAGGGGUGGGCGCGGGGAGGGCAGAAGGAGCAAUGGUAGGGGAAGGGGAAACGGGGGAUAAAGGAAACGCAGCAGAAGGAGACGGAAUAGUAGGAGGAGGAGGAGGAGGAGGAGGAGGAGGAGGAGGAGGAGGAGGAGGAGGAGGAGGAGGAGGAGGAGGAGGAGGAGGAGGAGGAGGAGGGGAGGAGGGAGGAGAGGGGAAGAGUGAGAGGUGUACCAGCAGUAUCAAGUCAUUGCAGCUUCUCUCCUCCUGGUCUUCGUCCCCCCCACUGCCCCCCCAUCCACCUCUGCACCGCACCCCCUCCCUCCACCGCACCCCCUCCCUCCACCGCAGUUCUCCCCUUCACCGGGAAUUAUCCCUCCACCGCAAUUCGCCCCUGCACAGGGAGCUAUCCCUGCACUGCUCUUCACCGCUUCACCGCGAGUUAUCACUCCAGCGCGGUUCACCCCUCCUCCGUGAGUUAUCCCUGCACCGGGAUUCCCCUCUGCACCGUGAGUUAUCCCUGCACCGGGAUUCCCCUCUGCACCGUGAGUUAUCCCUGCACCGGGAUUCCCCUCUGCACCGUGAGUUAUCCCUGCACCGGGAUUCCCCUCUGCACCGUGAGUUAUCCCUGCACCGGGAUUCCCCUCUGCACCGUGAGUUAUCCCUGCACCGGGAUUCCUCCUUGCAUCAGGAGCUCUCUCUUGCGCACCACAAGCCCUCCCUGCAGCGCCACCAGCCUGUGACAGCGCUGCUGCAGCAGCAAGACGGCGGUUCUCCCUCUGCUCCUUCUGCUGCUCUUGCUGCUGGCACAGCUGCCACUGCUGCUGCUGGUGCUGCUGAUGCAGGAGAAGCGGAGCAGAAGGGGCAGGGGGGGCAGCAGGCUUUUGCCGAGCCGCUCCUGUCUAUUAGCUGUGCGGAGCGGUUGCCGGAAAAGGUGGGGGGAAGGGGCGCACUGGGGGGAGGGGCGGAGUUGGGGGAAGAAGGGGAAGUAGGGGAAGGCGCUAUUGCAGGGGGAAAGGGAUCGGGGGAGCAUGGGGAGGAGCAGGGGAAGGGAGGGCGAGAGGGAGGGAUAGAAGGCGGAUGGGGGAGGGGGAAGGACGGGAAUGGGGCGGAAGGGGGAGAGCUUGGUGGUGUUGAAAUGGGCGGCAGUGGCAUGGGGAUGGGCGGCAGUGGUGCUGCCUUGGCGCGCACAGGUGUUGGUGUGGGCGGCAGUGGGACUAUAGACGGCGGGUUGGCAGAUGGAGGAGAAAGCGGGAGGGUGGGAGGGGCUGGUAGGAGCCUGUGGGGAGGGAUGGAUGUGGGAAACGGCUUGCCUGCUGCUGCGGCAGCUGGUACCACUGUUUCCCCUGUUGCCGCUGGUGGUGCUGGUACACCCAUGCGAUUUCCUCAGUCUCGAUCCGUUGGCUCAGAAAGCGGGGUUGGCAGGCGGAGAAAGCGGGAGGUUGGGGAUGACUGGGGCCAUGGUAGGGAUGGGUAA